UUUGUAGUCAGCUAGCAGUUUACAGGGCGAAGAAUGGGGAAAGAUGACUUUAGAUGUGUUGAAUGUAACGAAACGGCACUGGAGUUACACAGGGAUUACAGUAACGGGAUCCUGAAGACAACAAUAUGUGAGUCGUGCCAGAAGCCAGUGGACAAGUACAUUGAAUAUGACCCAGUUAUCAUCCUGAUUGAUGCCAUUUUGUGCAAGACGCAGGCUUUCAGACACAUUUUGUUCAACACAACCUUGAAUAUCCACUGGAAGUUGUGUGUGUUCUGCCUGCUGUGCGAGGCUUACCUCAGGUGGUCCCUGCUCCACGGCUCCGAGCAGAGCACUGACCCUGCUGACAUCAUCAGGUACACCAAGGAAUGGGAGUUCUACGGCAUGUUUGGACUGGCCGCCCUCGAGCUGGCGGCGUUCUUCGGUGGCGUGCUGUGCUUCCUGUGGGUGGUGGUGGGGCGUCUGCGCGGCGGGACCCUCGAGCUCAGCCUGCUCCUUAGAGCCCUGCUGCUGUCCUGCUACGGCAAGGUCCUCCUCAUCCCCGCUGUCAUCUGGGAGCACGACCACUCGCCGCUCUGUCUGGGCCUCAUCAAGCUGUUUGUGCUCACGUCCAACUCACAGGCUAUCAGAGUGAUCCUGAACAGCAGCAGACGUCUGUCGCUGAUGGCCGUGUGUUUAGGCCUGCUGUCGGAGACCUGCGUGGCUCAGGCCUGUAAAAAGCUUCCAUGGAGCGGCCAGGACCUGUUGACAUUUCAAUGAAUGUGAGGCUAAAUGUCGGUUAUCGCAGGAAGUAAACAAGCGGUCGCGGACGCCACAACCUGUGCCAGAGAGAAGCAGUUUUUGAAUGAACACUCUGCACACGGGGCUGGAAGAAGGAAUGUUUUUGAAGUGUUUUUGCUCCACAAAGCCGGCUGUCAAACAGAGACAGAGAGCAGCAGAAGAGAUUUUUUUUGUACUCUUUAUAGAGAAAAAGAUCCGUCUUCAUUUUGGAAGGAUGUCGAGGAGUCGCUGUUUUUCUUUCCGAUUCUAAGUAGACAAUGAGCGCUCUAGACCCCCAGUGAGAUAUUUAUUUGAUUUGAUUACUUUAUUGAGACGGACACACAGAGAGGAGCUCCAGCACGUCCCCUGAUCUAAAUCACCGUUUCUCAUUGCCACUCUGUACGAUUUACACAAACACAGACCCCUAGGUUGUAAUUUGACAAUAACUACCGGUACUUCUCUGUUUGGACAGGACCCAGACGACAGUCUUCACAUUCUCUGGCUCAUU
Messenger RNA from Anarrhichthys ocellatus (wolf-eel), 1264 nucleotides. RefSeq names its product ARV1 fatty acid homeostasis modulator (gene arv1). The transcript is spliced from 5 exons. The coding region runs from base 34 to 756 and encodes 240 amino acids. Lineage: Eukaryota; Metazoa; Chordata; Actinopteri; Perciformes; Anarhichadidae. Gene Ontology annotation, cellular component: cortical endoplasmic reticulum; Golgi apparatus. The record is from RefSeq and is a predicted model, not a curated record. Gene Ontology annotation, biological process: intracellular sterol transport; regulation of plasma membrane sterol distribution; sphingolipid metabolic process.